This is a messenger RNA of Funneliformis caledonium, 191 nucleotides long. Lineage: Eukaryota; Fungi; Glomeromycota; Glomeromycetes; Glomerales; Glomeraceae. The record is from the annotation of a GenBank genome assembly.
AUAUAGUGAUGCAAACGCCAAAAUUGUGGUAUUCCCGUAUUCGUGUUCCAUUUAUGAAACUUAUCGAAUAUAACCCAACAUUCUUCUCAAAGAAUGAAUAUAUUCAUAUGACUGAAAGAUUAUAUGAAGAUGGGAAAUUCAGACCUGGGAGACGCACAUUUUAUAUUUAUUGCACUGCAUGUGAUUCCUUA